Messenger RNA from Vanderwaltozyma polyspora DSM 70294, 1506 nucleotides. RefSeq names its product Tda3p (gene TDA3). Gene Ontology annotation, molecular function: oxidoreductase activity. Gene Ontology annotation, cellular component: cytoplasm; late endosome. Bases 1 to 1506 code for a protein of 501 amino acids. Lineage: Eukaryota; Fungi; Ascomycota; Saccharomycetes; Saccharomycetales; Saccharomycetaceae. Gene Ontology annotation, biological process: retrograde transport, endosome to Golgi. The transcript has a single exon. The record is from RefSeq and is a predicted model, not a curated record.
AUGGCUCUGGAUUUUAUUGAAAUUGAUUACAAGACUGUCCCUAGUCCAAAUGCUGCCGGAAAGAAGCAUAUCGUUAUUGUAGGUGGUGGGAUCAUUGGUGCCUGCACUGCAUUUUAUCUGACGAGACAUCCAAAGUUUAGUGGCCAAGAUAUCAAAAUCACUUUAUUCGAGACAACUGAGGUUGCAGGUGGGGCCUCUGGUAAGGCUGGUGGUUUGCUGGCUUCCUGGGCUUUCCCUGAGGAAAUCGUCCCUCUCUCUUUCCAAAUGCAUCAGGAUUUAUCUGAUGAGUUCAACGGUGAGGAAAACUGGGACUAUAGAAGGCUACCUACUGUCUCUUUGGAGGCUGAUUUGAGAUUGCAGAAUGCUAACCCUAAUACGAAUUUGAAUUCUGUCUAUGGUUCUGACAAAACGCAUUUUGGAUUGAAGAACAAGAAUAGAAGUGGGAAACUCAAAUCACUGUUGAAGGAUGACGAUAGUUCAAGCAUAUCUAGCAACAGCAAAGUCAAUGCAGGUUCUCUACUUAAAAGUAAAAUUAAUAAUGAUGAUAACGACUAUAAUGAUACAAAAAAUAACGAUAGCAAUGAUGACGACGACGACGAUGACGACGAAGAUUGUCUCGAGUUGGACGUGGAUCCAAACGGUUUACCGAAAGAUCUGACCUGGAUUCGCAGAUUCAUGGUAAAAGAAUGGUCUUCUCUAGGUAGUGUGGAUUCCACUGCCCAGGUCCAUCCAAUGAAGUUCACAAGAUUCAUGUUAUCAAAGGCAAUCGAAACCGGUGCUGUUGAAGUCGUAUUGGGCAAAGUAAGUAAGAUUAAUAUGGAUGAUAACGGUGUAGCAAACUCAUUGCAGUUUAUCCCUACCACUCCAGGUUAUCCAUCUCAAGAUCCUAUAGAAAUUAAUAAUGUCGAUAAAUUGAUCCUCACCAUGGGGCCUUGGACCAGUAAAAUUUUGCUAGAUUGCCCAAUAUCAGGUUUAAGGGCUCAUUCCAUCGUCCUGAAACCAAGAACAGAAGAUGAUGAAAAAUUGUUAGCCAAGGAAUUAACCCCUUUUGCUUUGUUCUCGGAAUUGCAAAUAAAUAAGAAUCAAACCUUUUCACCUGAAAUCUAUUCAAGAAAAGAUGAAAUUUACGUAUGUGGUGAAGGUGACACUUUAAUGGAAUUACCAGAGACAUUAAAUGAUGUUACCAUUGUCCAAGAGAAAUGUGAUGAACUACUUUAUUAUGCUUCAAAAAUACUAACUCCUUCCAUCAUUGAAAGUAGUAGUGUUUUGGUAAGGCAGGCUUGCUAUUUACCUGUAUUAAAUGUAUCAACAAGUUCAGGUCCAUUAAUUGGUGAAACUAAUGUCAAAAAUCUUUUCAUUGCCAGUGGCCAUUCCUGCUGGGGUAUUAACAAUGCCCCUGUGACAGGAAAAGUAUUGUCAGAGAUAAUUUUAGAUGGCGAAGCCAAAUGUGUUGAUAUUUCUUCAUUGGAUCCAACUGCUUAUUUCGAUGCCAGUAUAUUAGAUUAG